CUCCUGCGCUGCUCGCUGCAGACUGUGGACGAACAGCUGAGUGAUGUAAGGUCCCUUCAUGUAAACAAGCCACAACGACACUGAACUACCGACGGAGUUCGCUUCAGCUUGCGGAUGGUUAACUUAUCUGUGGGCUUCCUGUUGAAACGUAGCUGUUCUGGUUGUCGAAAAGGACUUAAAGAGCCGAGUUUCCUCGAAGCUAGCAUGCUGAACACAGAGGAAAGUUCUUGGUUAUCGGGGGCCUUGAAGCCCAGCUCUAUCCCUCAGGCUCCGGGGCCUCUGUGGUGCUCCGAUGCCCCUCACCCACAGCUGAAGAUCCCGGGUGGGCGAGGGACGGUCAGGGAUCACUCUCACGCCGUGCUAAUACACAAGGAUGACAGGCUGACGGUGACGCAGGCCACCCCGGUCGGCGGGAGACCCUCUCUUCUCCGCUUCCACUACCAGCUGACUGAGCGCCGCUCAGCCUUCUGGGACACGGCGCUCUCGGGGGACAGCCUCUUCCUGGAGAUCCCAGCAGGUUCGCUGGUCGAAGGGAGCAAAGAGGGGCUGACCACGCUGCUGGAGUUCGCCGAGGAGAAGCUGAAGGUUAACUACGUCUUCCUGUGGUUCCACAAAAACAGAGAGGAUCGAAUGGUCAUCAUCAAGACGUUCCACUACAUGGGCUUCGAGAUGGUGAAGCCGGGCAACCCCAUGGUACCAGCCCGACCCGAUUUGGCCUUCAUGGCUUACACUCUGGACAACAGCAGCUCGGAUGAAGAGUGACCGCCACCUCCCUCGCCCACCCCACACCCUCCCUCUCACCCCCACACCCCCUCCCGCACACCAACACACCUCCCAGUCUUUAGCCUUCCUUCUGACAGCAGUCGCGCCGGGCGGAGAGGUCUCUGUGAUGCCGCUGCUUUUCUCCCUGAAGACGUCCGCAGAAUGGAUUAGCUGGGAGGGCUGCAGCUUGAACUAAGUCGUCACAUUUAAUUUGGCCUUCUUUGUUUUCCUUCUUCCUUCUCCUCCUCACUUCUUCAGUCAUUUUCUCUCCAUGGACGAAAGGAGGAAAUAAACAACUUGCUCCGAAGUUUCAGCAUAUCCACUCGUCUGACAUUUUCAACCGUUUUUUUUCUAAGAGACUUUGGUGUGUCUUUGAGUGCUGUACACAAUGCGAGCUAUGAUGCUAGGGGGUUUAAAUGUGUAUGGUUGAUUUAUAAAUAUAUAUAUAUUUUUUCUUGGCUUAAUCUGUUACAUUGAACAUGUGAGCACACACUGACGGUUCCUUUCGACUUUCUGCGAUAUGUCGAGGCAUCAUUCCAGCGCGUGUCCCUGGCUCUGGCUUUUUGAAGGCAUAUAUUUUAUUUUUAUUGUUUUUGCUACUUUUAAAAUUUCACAAACAAUCCCGUCUUGGACUGAACCCACCUCACCCCAUCACACGAUGAUCAACAGGACGAUCCUUAAAGCUUUAUCGAUACGGCAGGUGCCUAAAGAGGAGAGUGCAAUUUAUUAUUAUUAUUAUUUAUUAUUCUAAACUAAUGAGUCUUAUUAAAAAGAAUGUAAAAUAUUCAGCCCAUGGAAAUUCAGACCUAUGUUUUAAGUAAGCUGUUCUUAUGAUCAUAUAUGCAAAUAUAGGGGGGACGGGGGGAAAAAAAGCACUGUAGCAAACCCACCGAGGAUUUUUAUUUUAUUUUUUCCAUCAUCUUCUGUCUCAACUAAACACCAAAGAAUUGUCUGUCGAUGUGAACCAAAUACAAGCUAAUACUAACCUUGUGUUGUAUGUCGAGCAAAGUUGGCCUACAUUCCCCCCAAAGUGCACCGCCUGCGCCUCACUUUCCCUUCCACCUGCUCUGCUCUUAACCGCUACUGAUUUGAGUCCCGACUAUAAGCUGUUCCAGAUUAAUACAUGAAGUCUAUCAGAGGUUUAUUUUUUAUCAAUAUGAACAUUUUCUCUGCUGUUUUUUGUUUCUUUUUGUGAUUGUGCAGGGAUUUACCUUUCUGUUUUUGUUCUUAGUUAAACAGUUAGCAGCCGUUAAGUGACUAUCCACACUUCUCAGAUUUUUGUCUCUUGUGCGGAGGGUGUUUCAAUAAAGGUUGUUAACAAAGG
Molecule: messenger RNA, 2086 nt
Organism: Xiphophorus couchianus (Monterrey platyfish)
Lineage: Eukaryota; Metazoa; Chordata; Actinopteri; Cyprinodontiformes; Poeciliidae
Gene: oaz2a
Product: ornithine decarboxylase antizyme 2a
Biological process (GO): positive regulation of protein catabolic process
Cellular component (GO): cytoplasm; nucleus
Molecular function (GO): ornithine decarboxylase inhibitor activity
Source: RefSeq, a predicted model, not a curated record